AACCACCAGAGUGCACUACUACUUAACCAUUUGAGGCUCCUAACAGUGUUUUGAGAAUGAUGAGAAUCAGAAUACCUUCAUUCGUCCCACAGGGGACAUUUACAAUGUUACAGCAAAAGUGAAGAGCCAAACAUAGCAAAAUAUUAAUUAGGAGGCAUGCAUGAAGAUGAAAACAGAAAUUAUUACACACAUUUACAAAAAUAAUGAUAGGCAAUAGAUUUUUAAUUUUGUAUAAGUAUAGUAUGUAUAAAGUAGUGUGAUAGCAACGUAGUUCAAGUGGAAGUAUACUGUAUAUAUUAUGAGGUAGUAUAAGGUAUCCUGCAUUGUUUGCCAUGGUGCUAUUUUGUGUGGGUCCCUCUCUGUUUCCAGUGCAUUAGUCCCUGGUCAGAUGUACACGGUGGAUGUGUUGACUCAAAGUGGAAUCAGACCGGAUGAAUUUCCCUCCACCAGCCACUCAGCUGGACCCCUGCAGUUCUGGACACGGCCUCUCCCCCCACAGAACCUCUCCCUGUCACAUGUGACCACUAACUCAGCACUGAUCACCUGGAGCCGCUACCCGAGAAACGUCCCAGAUGGCUUUGUGGUCAACGUGACCCGAGGGUUGAACACGAGGAGUCGCUUCCUGCCCAAUGGGAAGCUGGGAUCAUAUACCCUGCGUGAACUGACUCCAGGACAGCAGUACCAUGUGGCUGUAACGUCGGUGAAAAGCACAGCGCAGGAACAGAUCCACAGUGUACACCAACACCUAGCCUUUACUACCUUGCCAAUAGGUGAAAUAUCAGAGAGAAGAAAGAGGCCAGCCGGGAAUGGACAGGGGGCUCAUGUGGGACACACACUUCCCCCAUCUCAGCCCCAGGACCUGGGGGCUACAACAGAAACAGAGAACUCAAAGGAGCUGCCUAGAUACACAGAGCUCAUUGACAGAAGGGGAAAGAUAACAGCUAAGUUUACUCACCUGCCUCGAAAAGCCGUUCGACAUCGCACCAUGUGCCAGAGAGUGCCUCACACCUGCACCCGCCUGUACUCUGAGACCAAGAGUGUGCCUGUGUGGGAGGACGGAGUGUGCCACUACCUGUGA
Messenger RNA from Notothenia coriiceps (black rockcod), 1078 nucleotides. Its product is annotated as sushi, nidogen and EGF-like domain-containing protein 1. The record is from RefSeq and is a predicted model, not a curated record. The transcript has 5 exons. The coding region runs from base 389 to 1078 and encodes 229 amino acids. NCBI's taxonomy places the organism in Eukaryota, Metazoa, Chordata, Actinopteri, Perciformes, Nototheniidae. Gene Ontology annotation, molecular function: protein binding.